Fusarium pseudograminearum CS3096 is the source of this 1053-nucleotide messenger RNA. RefSeq lists its product as uncharacterized. NCBI's taxonomy places the organism in Eukaryota, Fungi, Ascomycota, Sordariomycetes, Hypocreales, Nectriaceae. The transcript has 3 exons. Gene Ontology annotation, biological process: regulation of DNA-templated transcription. The coding region runs from base 1 to 1053 and encodes 350 amino acids. Gene Ontology annotation, molecular function: zinc ion binding; DNA-binding transcription factor activity, RNA polymerase II-specific. The record is from RefSeq and is a predicted model, not a curated record.
AUGGGAUCUGGAAGCUUGCCCUCUCCUCCGGCUGAGGAUCAUAAGUCGACCCUCUCUCGAAAAAGCACAUCCUCAAGCACCAAGUCGGUCAAGCCUGUGCAUCGCACCUCCAAGCGAGCCAGCUCAAGUGCUGCUACAAUUCACCACCACGAUCAUGUCACACAUACAACUGGCAUGGAUGGCCGACACAAGCGUUGUGACGGUGAAUUUCCCUGCAAGCGAUGCAAGGAUGACGGUCUAGUCUGUACUGCUGGUGUACGAAAGAAGAUGGAAUACAAGCAGUUGCCUCGAGGUUACGCCGAGGUUCUCGAGAACACCCAAUUCGCUUUAAUUGCUACCGUCCACAAACUUUACUCAAUGGUCCGAAACAACCAAUCGUGGGACCUUGGCGAGCCCGAAUUAAACGAUCGCGGCCAACCCGUAAUCCACAACAUCGCCCAAAAGCUCGGAUGUAUCCGCCCCAACAGCGAUAUCGAUCUUCCCGUGCACUCGGUAUUCCCUGAGGAUGAGGCCGGCAUGGCUGAGCUGGCUCGACAGCUCGAGGACCAGCAAAAGGAACACGAGCCUCACAAGGAAGCCAUCAAGGACACAGACUCUUCAGUGUGUAACCGAACCGAGCGAGCGUCAUCAUCGGAACUCGACCAUUCCGACGUCGACAUCGAAUAUGAUUACAGAAAAGCUGCAUUUGGUAACACCAACGCCAUGACCCUUUCACCGCAGAGCUUCACGGGCUCUCCCGACUUCGACUUUGCCCCUCCACCACCCGAAAUCGAUGCUUCAACGCUGUUCCCCUCACAAUCUCCCUCGAUGAACAACUUCCCCGCCUGGCCAAUGAUCAAGCCUCAACUCACCGACCUCACUAUGCAAUUCCUACAACAGCAACAACAAAGCGGUAUGAUGGCCAAUAUGGAUAUGUUGAAUCAAGGCCUUGUGGAAUCAGAAUUCGGAACAAUCAAGCCUCAUGUCCUCUCAUGCCCCAAUCCCGAAGUAAUGCUGGGUAUGGGAGACCCCAUGAUCUAUUCAGGUUACGAUGGCGAACCGAUGCGACUAUGA